AUGGGGGCUUCAGGCUACGGCUACUAUCGUGCAGUCAUCUUCUUCUGCAUGUUCAUCGGCUACUCGCUCUAUUUCUUUAACAGAAAGACCUUCUCAUUCGUCAUGCCCUCUGUGAUGGAGGAGAUAGAACUGGACAAAGAUGAUCUGGGUCUGAUCACCAGCAGCCAGACUAUGGCCUAUGCCAUCAGUAAGUUCAUCAGCGGUGUGCUGUCAGAUAAGAUCAGCGCCCGCUGGCUUUUCUCCAUUGGCCUCUUCCUGGUAGGGGGCAUCAAUGUAGUCUUCUCCUGGUCCUCUACUGUAUCCAUGUUCUCUCUGCUGUGGUUCAUCAAUGGCCUGGGACAAGGCUGUGGCUGGCCCCCAUGUGGGAAAGUGCUCCGCAAGUGGUAUGAGCCUUCCCAGUUUGGAACAUGGUGGUCUGUGCUGUCCUGCAGUAUGAACCUGGCUGGGAGUCUGGGUCCAAUCCUGGUGUCCGUGCUGCUGCAGUACUACGACUGGAGGACCAUCCUAACCAUGUCAGGCAUUUUCUGCUCUGCCUUCUCAUUUGUUUGUGUCGUGUUUGUAAAGAAUGAACCAAAGGAUGUGGGCCUGCCCAGCAUCGAGGCAACAGCCAAGAAGGGCGUGAAGGGAGGAAACAGUGAAAGCACCCUAAGUGAAUUCCUCCUCUCACCUUUCCUGUGGGUCCUGUCUCUGGGUUACUUGGUGGUGUUUGGGGUGAAGACAGCCGCCACCGACUGGGGGCAGCUGUUCCUCAUGCAGGAAAAAGGCCAGACUGCUCUCAUGGGCAGUACCUACAUGAGUGCCUUGGAGGUUGGGGGCUUUGUGGGCAGCCUUGCCUCAGGUGUCAUUUCGGACAGAGCUGUGGCUCGGAAAGGCUUGGGCACCCACGGCAACCCUCGCCACAGCCUGCUUAUUCUCAUGAUGGCUGGCAUGUAUUUGUCCAUGUACCUCUUCAGAGUGACCAUCACACCUGAAAUCCCAAAGGAGGCUCCACUUUGGGUUCAAGUCAUUCAUCCUGUAUCCACUCUCAUUGGAGUGUCAGAAAAAGAGAUUUGGAUCCUCUUCCUUGGUGCCAUGUUUGGAUUUUCUUCUUACGGACCAGUCGCCUUGUUUGGGGUGAUAGCCAGUGAAAGUGCUCCUUCAAAUUACUGUGGAACGUCUCAUGCUGUUGUAGCUCUCAUGGCUAAUGUGGGGGCUUUCAUGGCGGGGCUUCCCUUCAGCAGUAUUGCCAAGCAGCACAGCUGGGACAUGGCAUUCUGGGUAGCUGAGGUGAUAAUGGGCAUCACCACCAUUGGAUUCUUCCUUGUACGCAACAUGCGCACCAAAAUGGGACGGAUCGUAGAGAAAAUGGACUAAAGUCCCUUUUGGUACAUUUGGUGGCUCUAUGUACAAAAUACUGCACAUUAAUACAGCUCCAGCUUGACCAAAAUAAACAAACAAAACAAGACUAAUCAAAAAAUAUUUGACAGCAUCCUCAGGGCCAAUUCAGGUCAUGAAAUCACUUGUUUAAUCCCAGGUAAUCCCACAUGCAUAGAUUAAUGUUAAACAGCACAUAGAUCCAGUAGAUCCUUGCUCAUCACAAGCUUAAUGCUAGAAACAGUUUUCACAUACACAUGCUUAAAAAUGAUCUAAUAGCUGUAUGCUAAAGAAAACAUACCAACAUGAAAGUUUCUAAAGGUGUGAGUGGGUUUUCUUGAAUUAAACUGUAUGUGGUGCUCAUUCCACAUCCUGCCUUAAGUGCAGGUCAUUUCUAUUUAGCAUAGUGAAUAUUGACUGAAGAAUUAAAGGUAGCAUUUGUCAUUGUUCACUAAUACCUCAAGUAUUUGUAAAAUUUUAUUAUUUCAUUCACGAGUUCACUGACAUGAAGCAUUUGGAGACCAUAUUUUUCUACACAGUUGAUAGUUUAAAGAUGUCUUCUUGGGUUAUGUCAGCUUUUCUGAUCUUACGUGUGUUUUUUAGAAAUGAUGAGCACUGGACAUUUGAUACACAACAGAUGAUAAAUUCACUGCCAUUGUAGUUGUGUAGAGCAGAUUUUAACUUUCGGGAUAAAUAAAGUAUAAAAACAACACUGGAUUAUAAACUGUUAAAUUACUAUCUCAACAAGCGGAGCUUUGUCAACUGGGAGGUUACAGUAAGUGUUGCUUUGGUAUGUCUUACUGAAAUUGUACUGGACUGGAAAGAGUU
Archocentrus centrarchus (flier cichlid) is the source of this 2181-nucleotide messenger RNA. It is a transcript of the gene slc37a4b, whose product is annotated as solute carrier family 37 member 4b. The transcript is spliced from 9 exons. NCBI's taxonomy places the organism in Eukaryota, Metazoa, Chordata, Actinopteri, Cichliformes, Cichlidae. Gene Ontology annotation, biological process: phosphate ion transmembrane transport; glucose-6-phosphate transport. Gene Ontology annotation, cellular component: endoplasmic reticulum membrane. Gene Ontology annotation, molecular function: glucose 6-phosphate:phosphate antiporter activity. The coding region runs from base 1 to 1353 and encodes 450 amino acids. The record is from RefSeq and is a predicted model, not a curated record.